Molecule: messenger RNA, 5520 nt
Organism: Plasmodium cynomolgi strain B
Lineage: Eukaryota; Apicomplexa; Aconoidasida; Haemosporida; Plasmodiidae
Exons: 2
Coding region: 1-5520 (1839 amino acids)
Source: RefSeq, a predicted model, not a curated record
AUGAAUUGCCAACACGAUGACACAUUGAACAGCAACGGUGGUGGUGCAAAGUCCAAUCCCUUUCUGAACAGCUACGAAAGUCUGAACAUAUCGAAGAACAGCUCCGCUGAAGAAAUUGCAGAAAAAUAUUUGAGGAGUAAAUUGAGCUUGGAUUUUAAAAACAUUGGCAAGGCAAGUUACAGUGUCAGUGGAGGUGCUAACAAGAAUUUUUAUGAAAGCAGGAAUGCAGCGGGGAAGUCCAACAUUGGCAGAACGGCGAAUGGUGAGAGAGGCCAUUUUAACGGUGGGAGUGGCCAGACAAGCUAUCGUAGUAGAGCGAAUGACUACUCGCGGCCUGAACGGGAGGCGAACACGAACUAUGACAGCCAUUUCAAUAACGCGUCGAUUUUUUCCGAGUCAGGAAACACGAACAGCGGCGGUGCCGGCAAUCUCCAUUUUAACUACUGCCCUCAACAGAAUGAUCAGAGCCGAGGGUACACAAAUUCAGUUUUGCUCUCAAAUAACAUGACCAAUUUUUUUAGCUCCACAAACUCGGCUAGUCCAACCGAUUUUACACACCUCAGCAAGUUCAAAGAGGAAGAAAAAAGCAGCUACUACGUGGAAGACCAGUUUUUGAAGUUCGACCAGGGUACCUCGAAAGCGCUGCCGGACGAGGAUCCCAACAACAGGGUCAUUAAGAUGAGCAGCAUUGACGAGUUGCUUAAGAAGUAUGGAAGCAGCGGUAGCGGCAUGGGCAGGGGCAUGGGCAGGGGCAGCGGCAUCGACGUGGAGCGCACUGCAGGCAGUAACACACACCCACAGCGCAGAUUUGGAGGAGGAGUCAACCCCAUUUUCCAUCGCCCAAGCAGGAUGGAGAAUUCUGAAGGAACCAAAAUUAAAACCUCCUUGGUGAGCAAAGCAGAAGGUGCAAGUGGAAGCCGCUUGGGAAGGGACAGCAACGAGAGCCACUACCCCAACAGGAGCGUCCACCCCAACAGGAGCCACUACCCCAACAGGAGCUUCCACCCCAACAGGAGCCACUAUCCCAGCCGGAUGAGCAGAGUCGGUCGAGACACCUCCCAGGGUAGCAGUAGUAGUAAAAAAAAAAACUUAAUGCAAAGAAAUAAAGACUAUGUACAGUACCUGAGCAACCGAAAUAGCAUCCUGAAGAACGAGGUAUCCAUUAGGAAAGACCUAGGGAAGAAGAAAGGAGUCCACAGCAAGUUGGAAAGCACGUACUUGAGGAGAAAAACAAAUAUGGAUGGAAUGAGACGACACGGAUCGCUGUUCAGCUCUGUUCUCAGGGGCUACCAGAGCAGGUGCAACAACGAGAACGAGCUGAUUAGCGACAUGAGCAUUUUUAACAACAGCCAUGUUGAGGCUGCUCAGAAUAGCAGUAGUUACAGGGGGACGAUGGAGAAGGGAAAUCCGAACUUGAGCAGGAGAGGUGAUGGGUCUGGGAAUUGCUUUGCUGGGGGUAAUUCGGGGCUCACUGAUCAUAUUGGAAGUAGCGCCAUCAACGUGAGUUUCCUCAAAUCGACCUACUCCGACUCGAGCAAGCUGGUAGACUUGCCUGUGAACGGGGGCGCAAGUAGGGGCGUGAAUGCCCCCCUAGGUGGACCCCUAAGUGGACCCCUAAAUGGACCCCUAAAUGGACCCCUAAACGGCCUAACAAACGACAGUUCCGAUUUGGUCUCGCUCGGGAGGAGAAUCCCAGCCGGUGAAUCAUUAACGAGCAGUGUGCACAUGUCAGCGAUGCACCCCAGCAAGGACACGUCCAGGCAUUACAACGAGUUAGGUAGCAAGCCCGAGCUGUACGGUGCGCUCUAUGGCGAGGGCGGCGCAAGUGCUGCAAGUGGUGCAUGUGCUGCAGGUGGCCUCGUCAGACACACUGCGGUGAGAGGAGAACAAAAUGGGGAGUACUUUCCCCCCGGGGAUGCAUACCAUGACAAGGGAAACAGCGGUGGGUAUGAAAAGAAGCUACCCCCCACGGGUGACUACUUAGUGAGAAGCGGUGAAAAGGGUCCCAUUAGGAACUGCAACCAGAGCGUCCGCAGUGGAAGCCGCGGUGAAAGCCGUAGUGGAAGCCGCAGCGGAAGCCGUAGUGAAAGCCGUAGCGGCAACCCUAGCGGCAGUCGUAGUGGCAACCCUAGCGGCAGCCGUAGUGGCCCCGGGGCGGACCCCAACCGGGGGGAGUUUCUCGGAUACAUGGCCCCUAACUCGGUGAGAUCGGAUAACGAGAAGGGAGUGAAAAAAUUCUUGCACCCGUUGUACUUGUCCGAAAAGAAACUAAGUAGCAUAUUCAAUAACAAAGUGGAGAGCACCAAUCUGGUCAGCAGUAACGUGAGUGUGUACAGUGGAGGGAAGAGAGAGGGAGCUGUCCCACACGGUAGUGAGAGGAAAUCAAGUCAGUACAAAAUAACCCACGGGGGCAUGCUAAACCUGAACGGGGGAAUAAUACAUUCUGCUGAGGGAUAUCACCCCGGGGUGGUGUCAAAGGAAAAAAAAAAAAACAUGAACCAAGUGGGUAGCAUACACACUUAUGAAGAUUACUGCAAGUACAUCUCCGAGUCGAUCAAUGCCAUACCCAUAACGACAAAAAACAUAGAUGUGUUGCUUGCCUUGGCAUUGUAUUCUCUAACUGAUGAGAUAAAUGGGAACACGAAGAGCAGCGAGCUUGCAGACCAGGUCCUCAUAAAGCUACUGAACAAGUUUUUUGCAAAAAAGAGCGGGACCAAUGACCAGCCCAACCAAGUUAACCUAUUCACCUUCUACAACAAACGAAUCGUGUUGGAGAAGAAAGACAAAGUGGAGAGCACAGACGAAAAUCACACAGGACUCCUCCCGAACCAAAGUCGUCACUUCUGUGAGGAUGGAAAUUACAAGAAAAAGUGCUUCUUCCUUGAUGAAAACAUGAAAAUAAUAACCCUUGUGGAAGUAUUAAAAAUAGCUUGGUGCUUGUGUGUGUUGAAAAAAAAUAUGCAUUACGUGGAUUUGCUGAGGAUCCUAUACAAGGAGGUCGAAUGCAUGAGAGUGUCCAAGGAUCUGGUUUUCUGUGUGAGUUACCUUUUUACGUAUUGCAAUAUAAUCCACGUGGAAGAAUGCAAAUCGGAAUUGAUGAAGCAUGUACAUCUAACGUUAGAAGAGAGUAGUAGUGAAAACCUGUGCAUGUAUCUGCACCUCCUUCAUAUAUGCAGUGCACACGACAUGAGCUUCUUAACCAACCACAGGAAGAACGUCGAUAGAAUUGUGGCUUACUUUUACGACAGGGUAGAGCAUAUAAGCUUGUAUGUUUGCACGAACAUCCUAUGUGCCUUGUCUAAUUUGGAUAUUAAAAAUGGAGACUACCCCUACUUCUUUCACAAAACACUGAACUAUUUUCGAAGUAACAUUAAGAGACUCACCAAGUGUGUGCUUCUGGUCAACAUCCUAUGGUCCUUGUGCUUGAUAGAGGUAUGUUGCACCGAUUUUUUCAAAGAUCUGAGCGAAUACAUUAUUAGCAUUUUGCAUUUCCUACCCCUGGGAGAGUUCAUCACCAUCUCGUGUUGCUUCAGCUGUCAGAAAAUGCUCAUUGUGAGAAAUUAUCUCAAUAAUGUCAGGAAGACAGGGGGGGAGGGGAAGUCGGCGCAGAGGUACGGGGUCAUCGUUUCGAAUGAGAGCGAGAGGGAGUACAGGACGUACGAGCCCGUCGCUGCUGAGUACUACGCGCGCAGGAAGCUCUUCCCCUACUCCUUCUACCGCCGACCUGUGUGCCACGCGCUCGUCUUUAAGAUCCUCGCGUAUGGCUUCCUGCAGUAUGAGCAGCGGGAGGGUGGGGAAGCGAUUCCAGGUGAGGCGGCCCCAGGAGAGGCGCUCCCCGGUGAGACGUUCCCAGGAGAGGGGGCUUCCGGAAAGGCGCUCCCCGGAGAGGCUAUUCCCGGUGAGCCGACUAGAGACCACAUCGACCGAAGCGGUGCCAGGAGGAAAACCUGCAGGAGCCUCAGCGUGGAGAACAGCAAGGGCGGCUCCCCCGGCGCGCGCGAUUUCGGUGCGCACAGCUCUCGCUUUAACAGCUCCAGCAUUUGCAGAGCGGGCGGUGUUGGCGGUGUUGGCGGAGAACCCCGGAACGAGGUGCAGAAGAACAAGUACCCCAAGAAACUCAGCGAGAAAAAAAAAAUAAAAGAACACUAUAACAUGUAUGAACAGAGUAACAAGUACGAGUUUGUGUUGAACUCAUGCGAGAGGAUCCUAUUUGAGAAUCUAAUCGAAGACUGCUGCAACAAUUUCGAGGAGCUAAAGUGUAACCACCUGGUCGAGCUGCUCUUCACUCUGUGCACGCUGAACUUGGACAGAUCGAAGAUCGUUAAGUUGGUUGAAAAAAAAAUCGAUUGCGUCCUUUUUGAGGAUAACUAUGAAAAAGCAGUGAAGAAGAAAAAAAGUUUACAUAAGGACCUCACCGAGGAGGAAAAAAAAAACGAAAGAAAUGACCUCAUCAUCCUUAACUACAUUUACAGUAAGUAUGUAGAGGAGAGUAGUCACUACUUGGAGAGGAGCGACGUCGACAAGGGGUUCCUUCAAAUGGUAGACAAUGUAUUCUUCUGCAGGUAUAUCAAAGAUGAGUUAUUUCUACGGGUCAUUAAAACGAGCAAAGGGGUAGAGAGAAGCAGCACCGGCGCGUUCUCCAAAUUGAGGCAUAUUUUAAAUGCAGCAACGGUGAGUAGGGAGAGUCGCGAAAGUAGGGACACUGCGGUUAGUAGCGGGCACGUGGGGAACAGGAACUCGGGGAAGGAAAUCCCCCCUGAAGAAGGAGAAAAUAAGUCCAACUCGCACCAGCAUGGUGAAUAUAGCGUUAGCGGAUCGAGGGGAGACAUACAAGAGAGACGGCACAAGGGAGGAGAACACCUCGGGGGGAAUGCCUCCAACCAGGAGAGGGGCAUUACUCUGAGUGGAAGUGGACUAAUCGAUGGGUAUCCCCCAGGGGGCAACAUCCAGAUGGGGGACAAGCUGGUGGAGCGCCCCGAUGAGGUAGAGCUACGGAAUGGAGGAGGUGAGUACGCAGGUGAGGAGGUGGACCGAUCUGAGCGUGUGGACCGAGUUGACCGUGUGGACCGAGUUGACCGUGUGGGAGACACGCCCAGGCAGCUAAGCAAGUUCAAGCAGGACCUAAAGCAAACGUACGACGCUGCCAUUUCCUAUUGCAACAAGCGGACCAAUAAUUUAGGGAAGGGCACUCUCCUGAGCAGCAGUGGGGGUGCAGAUAUGGCAUUACAAAAUGGAUACCCCCAACAGAACGAACCAUUUUUGAAUAACGAAAUUUACGACCACAUAGUUGCAAAGAGAAAUAUAAAAAAUAUUAUGAACAGACAUAAGGAGAAGGGGAUGGUCGAGAAAAUUUUUUCAUCAUCAUGCGGUGACGGCACUGCUGCCCAAGCCAGCAACUGCGAGCGGGCAAAGGAGAAACACAGCUUCAAUUUUUACAGGACGUUUAUUCUGCUGCUGCAGCUUUCUGCCCUAUCGCUGCUUUCCUUCGUCGUCCUCUUUGUGUACACGUCCCUCAGGUAG